Molecule: messenger RNA, 1919 nt
Organism: Lotus japonicus
Lineage: Eukaryota; Viridiplantae; Streptophyta; Magnoliopsida; Fabales; Fabaceae
Product: uroporphyrinogen decarboxylase 1, chloroplastic-like
Exons: 6
Coding region: 132-1355 (407 amino acids)
Biological process (GO): porphyrin-containing compound biosynthetic process
Molecular function (GO): uroporphyrinogen decarboxylase activity
Source: RefSeq, a predicted model, not a curated record
AGUACUUUCGAUAAUUUCGGUGAAGGUAGUCCCCACUGUGAGAAUGGUCGAAGGGGGAAGAAGAAGACGAAGGUGAGGUUUGAAUUGAGGGAUAAGGCUAAAAUCUGCAGAACCUUCUUCCAUCUCUGCACAUGGCUACUUCCAUUAACAGCUGUGGUUUGGGAUGGAAAUCUUCCUCCUUGUUUGCACACUCAACUUCUACUGGCUUCAAUUUGAUUUCUCCUUCUUUCAAACCAAAACCCAAGUUUUCUCUCACUUGCUCCGCUGCCUCCUCUUCUUCUGAUCCGCUCUUGGUUAAGGCUGCUAGGGGAGAUCCUGUUAGUCGUCCUCCAGCAUGGAUGAUGCGCCAGGCGGGAAGGUACAUGGCUGUUUACAGAAAGCUUGCUGAGAAGCAUCCCUCAUUUCGAGAGAGAUCAGAGACAACUGAUCUCAUUGUGGAAAUUUCUUUGCAGCCUUGGAAAGCUUUCAGGCCUGAUGGAGUGAUUAUUUUCUCUGACAUCCUUACACCUCUACCUGCAUUUGGAAUUGAAUUUGACAUAGAAGAUGUAAGGGGACCUGUUAUACAGUCACCUAUUCGCUCUGAGGAGGGAUUAAAGGCUUUGCACUCAAUCGACUUGGACAGACUUAGAUUUGUUGGAGAUUCACUUAAGCUCCUGCGCCAGGAGGUUGGUGGUCAUGCUGCCGUUUUGGGUUUUGUGGGAGCACCUUGGACAUUGGCAACAUAUAUAGUGGAAGGGGGUACGACACGCACUUACACAACCAUUAAGAGCAUGUGCCAUACAGCACCAGACAUAUUGAGGACUCUGCUUUCUCAUUUGUCACAGGCGAUAGCAGAUUACAUUGUUUUCCAAGUUGAAUCUGGGGCUCACUGCAUACAAAUAUUUGAUUCUUGGGGUGGACAAUUACCACCUAGUAUGUGGGAAAGCUGGUCAAAGCCUUAUAUCACCGAGAUUGUAAAAGUGGUCAAGAAAAAAUGCCCCGAGACACCAAUCGUUCUUUAUAUAAAUGGAAAUGGCGGCCUUCUCGAGCGUAUGGUAGACACUGGAGUUGAUGUUAUUGGACUAGACUGGACAGUGGAUAAGGCAGAUGGAAGAAGAAGAUUGGGUAGUGGGAUAGGUGUGCAGGGAAAUGUGGACCCUGCCUCCCUAUUCUCCCCUCUUUCUUCCCUUACUGAAGAAAUUCAGAGGGUUGUGAAGUGUGCGGGGCCUAGAGGGCACAUCCUUAAUCUUGGGCACGGUGUUCUUGUUGGCACACCUGAAGAAGCUGUUGCACAUUUCUUUGAAGUAGCAAGGAGCUUGAAAUUCGACACACACUUUCAGAAUACAACUGCAAAUGAUCCUGAACUUGUAAUUUAAUGACAAAUGCUGCUAGUGGUGGAGUGCAAGCCCUUCUCUAGAAGAGUGCAAGCUUAGUUGUGAUGAUCAAAGUUAUGAGGAUUUGCACAUUGUUGUGCCGGCGGCUAACCGAUGAAACUAGACAAAUAUGUGAUUUUCCAGUAUGCAUAAAUUAAGUAGAGGAUUCCUUCCUAUUGUUUAUUUUUGGAUUCUUACAACUGGAAACUCAUGUUGCAGUUUUCAAUUAAGGUAUAAGAAGCCAUUCUAAGGACAAUGACUAGGCUAACAACACAUUGAUUGUAGACGUGAGCAUUUUUCGAGUGGUUGAAGAGUUUAUCCCUCUCACUGCAGUGAAUUCUCCGGGGAAGAGGAGGGGUAGGAAGUCAGUAGCCAGUAUUGCUUAGACAGAAGUUUAGGAGGGCAUUUCUGUUGUGUGAGUAAAGUGUCAUUGUUGGAAUGCAAUAUUGUAGAACUGUUUAGGGUCACAGACCAAGUUCCAUGGUUUGUUUGUAGAGUCUGGAUGUUGUCAUGUUGGAUUGUUUUAACUUUUCAAAUCUUCUAAGAGGGUACUUAAUUAACUACGUA